Centruroides sculpturatus (bark scorpion) is the source of this 1889-nucleotide messenger RNA. RefSeq names its product probable ATP-dependent RNA helicase DDX27 (gene Rs1). Gene Ontology annotation, molecular function: ATP binding; RNA helicase activity; nucleic acid binding. The transcript has 15 exons. The record is from RefSeq and is a predicted model, not a curated record. Lineage: Eukaryota; Metazoa; Arthropoda; Arachnida; Scorpiones; Buthidae. Bases 58 to 1746 code for a protein of 562 amino acids.
UCUGAAGAUAUAGUAGGUGAUUCAAUUUUUUAUGAUGAAUCAAGCAGUUUUCAACAAAUGAAUCUCUCCCGUCCGUUACAAAAGGCAUUGACAAGUAUGAAAUUUAUUCAUCCAACACCUAUUCAAGCUGCUACCAUACCUGUUGCAUUAAUGGGAAGAGACAUUUAUGGAUGUGCUGCUACAGGAACAGGGAAAACUGCUGCUUUUAUGUUACCUGUUUUAGAACGUCUUCUUUAUAAACCAAUGGAUAAACCAAUUACUAGGGUAUUAGUAUUACUUCCAACUCGAGAAUUGGCUGUUCAGGUUUAUCAAGUUUCUAGAAGGCUGGCUCAGUUUACAAAUGUAGAAAUAGGACUUUCAACAGGUGGAUUAGAUUUGAAGGCUCAAGAAUUAGCACUGCGAAAAAUUCCAGAUAUAGUUAUAGCUACCCCAGGACGUUUGAUUGAUCAUCUUGAAAAUACCCCAUCAUUCAAUUUAAAAACUAUUGAAAUAUUGAUUUUAGAUGAAGCUGACAGGAUGCUUGAUGAAUAUUUUGCUGAACAGAUGAAGGAAAUUAUCCAGCAGUGUUGUACUACAAGGCAAACAAUGCUUUUUUCUGCCACAAUGACUGACGAGGUAAAAGAUCUUGCUACUAUAUCAUUGAAAAAACCUGUUAAAAUUUUUAUAAAUAGCAAUACUGAAGUAGCAUUGAAUUUAAGACAAGAAUUUGUUCGUAUUCGACCAACACGUGAAGGAGAUAGAGAAGCAAUUCUUUCUGCAUUGAUUUGUCGUACAUUUCAUCAUCGCACUAUGGUUUUUGUUCAAACAAAAAAACAAGUGCAUAGACUCUAUCUUUUAUUGAGGUUAUUAGGAGUGAAAACAGUUGAAUUACAUGGUAAUAUGAAUCAAUGUCAUCGUCUAGAAUCAUUACAGCGUUUCAAAGAAGAAAUUGCUGAUGUUCUUGUUGCUACUGAUGUUGCUGCAAGAGGAUUAGAUAUAGAAGGAGUUAAAACUGUAAUUAAUUUUUCAUUACCUGGAACAUUACAGCAUUAUAUUCAUAGAGUUGGAAGAACAGCUAGAGCAGGAAAAGGUGGAAGAUCUGUAUCUCUUGUUGGAGAAGGAGAACGAAAAUUAUUAAAAGAGAUCAUUAAAAAAACUAAUAAGCCAGUGAAACAAAGAAUUGUUCCUCAAGAAAUUAUUUGUAAAUACAAAGAACAAUUAAAUAAUUUAGAAGAAGGAAUUGAAAAUCUUAUUCGUCAAGAAAAAGAGGAAAAAGCACUGAAAAAUACUGAAAGAAAAGUUCAAAAAGUUGAAAACUUAAUUAAAGAUCAGCCAGAAGAUAAUGGGACAAAGAGGAAAUGGUUUCAGACGGCUCAAGAAAGAAAAAAUGAACAGGAAUCACUGAGACUUGCUAAACGAACACGAAAAAAAUUAUCUCAAGGACAGACUAAUGCUGAAGAUCGUGUGAACAAAGAAUUAGAGAAAGCAGCUCAGUAUCAAGCAAGAAUAGCCAAAAGAAUGCGUAAAGCAAAACGAAUAAGAGCAAUUCCAGAAGAAAAGCCAUUACAUACUAAAAAAAUAAAGAAAGUUAAAUCUAUAAAAAAGAAAUCUUCAUUUGAAGAUGAAUUAGCAAAUACAAGUAGAAAAUCUGUAAAGAAAUUUAGAUAUGAAGCAACAUCAUUUGAAAAAAUGCAAAAUAAAACAAGAAAGAAAAAAUUACCAAAUAAAAAAUUUAAGUCGAAAAGCAGGUAUCAUAGAAAGAGAUGAAGUAAUUACAGAUCAUGAAGAAUUCAUUAUUUCAAUAGUUUUGUAAUUAAAUUGGUAAUUAUGAAAUAUAUUUAAAUUAAUGAAUUUCAUAAAUUAAAAGAUACACAUUUGAAGAAAGUGUUAAAUUAAUGAGAUUGAAAAAA